Aspergillus japonicus CBS 114.51 is the source of this 735-nucleotide messenger RNA. RefSeq lists its product as uncharacterized. The record is from RefSeq and is a predicted model, not a curated record. NCBI's taxonomy places the organism in Eukaryota, Fungi, Ascomycota, Eurotiomycetes, Eurotiales, Aspergillaceae. The transcript has a single exon. Bases 122 to 586 code for a protein of 154 amino acids.
UUGUUUUCUUUUUUUAUGCAGUGUGUUUGAGGCCAAGACACUAGUCGUGACUAAGCAGGGGUCUUUUCUUUUUUCCUUUCCUUGUGCGUCUGGCUGCAGCAAUCUGCACACGCAGGCCCUGAUGAAUUUUCAGCAGCCUCGAGGGCUGAAUAAGACAUUCCGGACAAAUCUGCCGAUCCCAUCAUGGAACUCCGACCGGGAUCAAUCCUUGCUAUUCCUCAAGCCAAAUCUUCCUCGACCAGGCCGGGUCCAGCGACCCGGUCGGCGGUCGCGCGCCCCCUUGAUCCCGAAUAAGAUUUCUUCUGCGCAUCACUGCAGAUACUGUUCCACGACAAUGAACGGUGGUCCCCAACCAUGUGGUUUCCUUCGGGAGGUGUCCAUCACUCUGCGUUAUCGACAGCAAUCCGAAAUGAUCAGGAUGGUCUCGACUCCGCUUCGAGAUCCAGCGAAGAUGGGUAUUCUCCGCCUCCUUCCUCUCCUCCUUUCCCUCCCUCAUUCCGCUACUGCUAGUUGGGAUUAUAGCACAGGAGACUAUGUCCGCACUCCGUCUCCGUUCUCCAUUCCAACGGUAGUUGUCCGUGGCUAGAGGCCAUUCCAGCGAACGAGGUCACAAGUCGUAAUUGGCCCCCACCCCCUUCCGUGCCCCACCGUCAAACAGACUGUCGCGGAUAACUGAUGUAGCCUUUCUGUGUGGUGGCUUCGGAUUGAAAGGGCUGCCUGGCGCUCGAAGGUCUU